This is a messenger RNA of Panthera uncia (snow leopard), 1629 nucleotides long. RefSeq names its product aminoacyl tRNA synthetase complex interacting multifunctional protein 2 (gene AIMP2). Lineage: Eukaryota; Metazoa; Chordata; Mammalia; Carnivora; Felidae. The transcript has 4 exons. The record is from RefSeq and is a predicted model, not a curated record. The coding region runs from base 657 to 1496 and encodes 279 amino acids. Gene Ontology annotation, cellular component: aminoacyl-tRNA synthetase multienzyme complex.
AAAAGCUCUAAUCCUCUUGUAUCUCUUUUUCCCGCUUAUGGCUACUUAAGGUUUUUUGUUACCAAAUUUUGGCCACAGCAAAGUGAGGAGCACGUAGAUGUUAAUUUUGAGGAAUCCUUAGGCGAACCCCGGUGUCCCCGCCACCCUGGUUAACGUUGUCAGCGCCCCCAGGGCCCGACUUCCGCGGUCCCUGCGCCCUAAGCCUGCGUCCCCAAGCCGCCGCGUCGCUGUCGUGCCGCCUCCCGCAGGCUUGCCUCGGGAUCGCGGGCAGCGGGUCCGCAGCGGCCGCUGUCGCGCGCGAGCAGGCCUGGGGUGUGCGUGCUCGCCCUGGGACUGGACCGCCUGCACCUGCACCGGAUGCAACGCCUCCCUAAGCGGCGUGUGCGCCCCGGCGGUGGGCCCGGAGCUCCUGGCGCUGGCACCCUCCCCAGCGCGGGUGGGUGGACCGCGGGAGCCUGGUGUCCUUUCGGUUCGGGUUUUCCAAAUUUCUGGAUCAGUGGAGCGCCCUCCUUUUCCUGAGGGCUGGCCAUUCUAGUGGUCUCUUUUCCAAAGCCUCUGCCCAAGCCUUUCGUGUCUUUUGUUUUGUUUUUUUAUGGGCCGCAGAUACACUUCUUAGGUUUCCAACAGGAGACACCUUCUCUCCAUUCUGACUGAAGAUGAGUGAACAGGAAGAGUCCGACCCAUCUCUUCAAGCCCUUGAGUCCCGCCAAGAUGAUAUUCUAAAACGUCUCUAUGAAUUGAAAGCUGCAGUUGACGGCCUCUCGAAGAUGAUUCAGACACCAGACGCAGACAUGGACGUAACCAACAUAAUCCAAGCUGACGAGCCCGCUGCUUUCUCGACCAGCGCGUUGGACUUAAACUCAGUGCUUGGAAAGGAUUACGGGGCGCUGAAAGACAUCGUGAUCAACGCAAACCCUGCCUCCCCUCCCCUGUCCCUGCUCGUGCUGCACAGGCUCCUGUGUGACCACUACAGGGUCCUGUCCACCGUUCACACGCACUCUGCAGUUAAGAGUGUGCCAGAAAACCUCCUCAAGUGCUUUGGCGACCAGACCAAAAAACAGCCCCGUCACGAGUAUCAGCUGGGUUUUACUCUAAUUUGGAAGAAUGUGCCGAAGACGCAAAUGAAGUUCAGCGUCCAAACGAUGUGUCCCAUCGAAGGAGAAGGGAACAUCGCCCGGUUUCUGUUCUCUCUGUUUGGCCAGAAGCAGAAUGCUGUGAAUUUAACCCUCAUAGAUAGCUGGGUAGAUAUAGCGGUUUUUCAGCUAAAAGAGGGAAGCAGUAAAGAAAAAGCCGCUGUGUUCCGCUCCAUGAACUCAGCUCUUGGCAAGAGCCCCUGGCUGGUUGGGAAUGAACUCACUGUGGCAGAUGUGGUGCUGUGGUCUGUGCUCCAGCAGACGGGAGGCGGCAGCAUGACAGUGCCGGCCAACGUGCAGAAGUGGAUGAGGGCGUGUGAGAACCUGGCCCCCUUCAACACUGCGCUCAAGCUCCUUCAGUGAAUUUCGGUACCUGUAAAAGGCUGACUUCAUGAAUGGUGCGGUUUCCUGCCUGUUGGGGGUAAAGGACUUGUACUACUAAAAUCAAAGUCUGCUUAGUCCAGUUGUCUAGAAUGAAUAAAGGUAUCAUAAUUUA